Micromonas pusilla CCMP1545 is the source of this 1536-nucleotide messenger RNA. RefSeq lists its product as uncharacterized. The annotation marks the transcript as partial. The transcript has 2 exons. The record is from RefSeq and is a predicted model, not a curated record. Lineage: Eukaryota; Viridiplantae; Chlorophyta; Mamiellophyceae; Mamiellales; Mamiellaceae.
AUGUCGUUUUCAUCGGAGGUUCUAGCUAACGUUCGCCGUUCUGUGAUAGGUCAUGGGAGUUUUUUUGAUGGACCAUUCGGUCGUAAAGGCAUGAUAUACGCGGAUUGGGCCGCAUCAGGUCGAGCGCUGACUGCAGUUGAAAAUUACGUGCAAGCCGAGGUGCUUCCCACCUAUGCAAACACGCACACGACAACCAGUGUGAGUGGUCUUCAGUCUACGUGUUUCCGUCAGGAGGCUCGUCAGAUAAUAGCACAGUCAUGCAACGCAAGAGUUGGCUACUCAGAUCGACAUGCUGACGUUGUUGUUUUUGCGGGCAGCGGCACAACAGGCGCAGUCAAUAAACUUGUCCUUAUCCUGGGUAUCCACCUUCCUGUUCCAUCUGAAGCACCACAGACAUCAAUGCCUGUAGUCAUUCUGGGCCCGCAUGAGCACCACUCAAAUAUUCUUCCCUGGAGAGAAUCUAAUGCCAAAAUAGUUUGCAUUCCAGAGAGGCCAGAUGGUACAAUUGACCGUCAGAUCUUACGAAAAGAGCUUCAAGCGCAUGCCUCGCACUCACUCAUCAUUGGAUCAUUUUCAGCCGCUUCCAACGUUACUGGUGUAGUCGCUGAUGUCGACGGUAUAACAGAGGAUCUUCACCGUGCUGGUGCACUUGCUUUUUGGGACUAUGCUACUGCUGCAUCGUAUUUACAAGUUGACAUGAACCCUGUGAGAUUUUUUCCUGAUGGAACCCUUAAUCCUUAUGUAUACAAAGAUGCGAUAUUUCUCUCCCCCCAUAAACUCCCAGGCGGCCCAGGUUCACCUGGUGUUCUUGUGGCUAAGCGUUCGUUGUUUACCAACAAAAUACCCACAGAACCAGGAGGUGGAAGUAUUUUUUUUGUAACUAGAAAAGAUCAUCGAUACAUUUCUAAUCGAUGUGAACGAGAAGAAGGUGGCACACAAGACAUCGUGGUAGGGAAUAGAACACAUAUUUUCCUUCUCAUAAGGGCUGGCCUUGCAUUCCAGGUAAAAAACGCCGUUGGUUGCAGUAUCAUAAAGAAAUCUGAGAGUGAUUUAUGCAGACGGAUCUACACAUCUUUAUCCCAGAAUCCAAACAUUGCGGUAUUAUGCUCAACCUUACGCAGUUCAUGUAUGCGCAUGGAUGCUCUGGAACCCCCUGAUCGGUUGCCAAUCAUCUCUUUUCUAAUUCGGUGCCCAGCAGAUUCAAAGGGUUGUAGCCGAUUUCUUCACACCAGCUUCGUUUGUGCUCUACUGAAUGACGUAUUUGGUAUCCAGACGCGAGGUGGAUGUGCGUGUGCUGGACCGUAUGCCCUCCACUUGCUUGGAAUCGAUGAUGCUAAAUCAUUUGCUUUAGAGAAAAUACUUUUGGAGCAGACUGAAGUAAUGCGUCCAGGAUUUGUCCGGUUGAGUUUGACUUACUUCACGUCAAGAGCUGAGGUUGAUUAUACACUGGCUGCGCUGCAAGCAGUUGCAAACCAUGGUUGGCGCUUGCUGCCACUUUAUCGAUUGGAUGCGAAGUCUGGUAUUUGGCGCCACAAA